CCAAUCCCUGAUUUUAAGGCACUUCAUGCCGCUGAGGAGGCAAAGUUGGCAGCUCGGAAGGAACAUAUCAUUCCUGUGAAGCCGAUAGCAAAGGAGUUUUGUACGGAUGAAAGAAUUAAGGAGCGGCGUAUGUUUGAUGAGCGAAUUAAAGAGAAGGAGGCGGAGAUGGAACGGGCAUUGGAGGAAGGCAGGAAACAGAGGGAGCAAGAAGAAGAAAGGGAGGUCAGAGAAUUGCGGAGAAAGGCGGUGCCCAAAGCUCAUGAAGUGCCGGAAUGGUAUAAGGAUGCACCCAAGCGGGUGCGGCCGACGGAGUAG
This is a messenger RNA of Desarmillaria tabescens, 315 nucleotides long. RefSeq lists its product as uncharacterized. The record is from RefSeq and is a predicted model, not a curated record. The annotation marks the transcript as partial. The transcript has a single exon. NCBI's taxonomy places the organism in Eukaryota, Fungi, Basidiomycota, Agaricomycetes, Agaricales, Physalacriaceae.